CCCUUAACCAGCAUUCUCUCUCUCAUCUCUGUUUCCAGUAUUUCUAAUACAGUUUCGCAUUCCAUAGCAGCAUUUGAUUUCAUAAUUGCUGUACCAUUCUAAAUCAUACUUUGCCACAAAUUAUCUCCCGAGACCCUAGACCAAAAGAUAUUGUUGGUACAUGGAGUCCGAAAGUGGAGUUCCGGUAGAGGUGGAAAAGAUUGUAGUGGCUGAAGAAGAAAAUGUGGAUGUGAAGAAAGAGGAGAACAUUAGUGAGAGAGGCCAUGAGAACGAAGCUGGUAAGAAUGAGGAGAAAGUUGAUGAGACACCAACUGAAUUGUCUCAGAAUGUUCCGAAAAGUAAAGCAUCAAAUCAACGCAAGGUUUCAAUUGUUGGUACUAUAAAGAGCAAUAAAACGGCUAAGGAUCAGGCUAGUGUACAAGGCUCAUCUGCAUUGACUCGUUCGAAAAAGGGAAGAAUGAGUAAAAGUUUGUCCUUCCCUGCAAGAGGUGGCGGUUCUGACCUAACAAGGAAGAGCAUCGACGUUCAUACAAAGAAAUCUGAUGUUAAACCUUGGAUACCAAAUGGAGUAACACAUGAACCUUCACAUUCGAAUGGAACAGUUUCAUCAGCUUCUCGUUUAAAUCCGGCUACCAAGGGUGCAACUGGAGGUGGUAUAACCACCAGAAGAACAACUGUAGGAUCUGUCCCGAGUCUUCGUCAAUCUCUGUCUGGAAAGUCUGUUUCAGCCAGUAAAAUUGCAAAGAAAGCUAUAUCUGAAGGAUUAAAUGAUGAAAACACAAAACCUACUAAAGCUACAUCGCCUCUUAAAGACGAUGAGGAUGCUCGUUCUGCUACUUCCUCCAAUACCACUCGUACCAGUACUGGUGGAUUUUCCUUCAGGUUGGAAGAACGUGCUGAAAAGCGAAAGGAGUUCUUGGCAAAGAUGGAAGAGAGGAUACAGGCAAGAGAAGAGGAAAAGAAUAACUUGCUAGCAAAAUCGAAGGAAAACCAAGAGGAAGAGGUAAAGCAAUUUAGGAAGAGCUCGACUUUUAAAGCUACACCAAUGCCCAACUUCUACAAGGAACCCCCUCCUAAAGUUGAACUGAAGAAGAUACCAACAACACGCGCCAUAUCUCCUAAGCUUGGAAGAAAUAAGAACUCCAUAUCCGCAACUAAUGGCUCCGAAAGUGGAGGGUCGUCUUUCAGUCCAAAAGUGAUCAAGGACCAGAGUAAGUCACCCAGGGCCAGUAAAGAUACUGUUGCGUCAAAAGGGAAGCCUGUUGAAAUCAAAAAGCCAGUGAAGAAUUCGCAGACUACCUCUCAAUCUCCAAAAAUCUCGACCGCUAAAGGAAAAUCUGCUGAAACAAAAUUAAAACCUGCUGAAGCAAAGAAUUCAGAUGAGAAAACAGAAGAAAUGGAUAUUCAACCUGACUCUGACCCUAAGCCUGAAAUGAAUUCAGUAGAAGACAAUGUGGCAUGUCCGUCAAAUCCAGUCGUCGUACAAGCUGAAGUUACUGUUGAAGGUUAAGGAACUUACUGAAGGUCUCUUCUCCUGUAUUUAUUUAUAGGCCUUUUUGUUCUCUGGAAACUUUGGUGCUUUGUUGAGUUGUGAAUAUGGUGUGUAUCCCGCGGUUACAAGUUGUACAUGUUGGUUCUUAGCUGUUUUAUUCUUUUCAAAAAAUUCAGUACAAUGGUGUAUCAUUUUUUUCUUCUUUCAGUUCAUGUGUUAAACUUCUUCAUUGUCAAAGCUAGAUUCCACACCUCAUUUGCUUUUCUUUCAAUGUAUCAUUCUGAACUUUUAUGUCUGGUUUUACUGAAUGCACAAUUUGUUCUCCUGGUUC
This is a messenger RNA of Nicotiana tabacum (common tobacco), 1823 nucleotides long. RefSeq names its product protein WVD2-like 4. Lineage: Eukaryota; Viridiplantae; Streptophyta; Magnoliopsida; Solanales; Solanaceae. Gene Ontology annotation, molecular function: microtubule binding. The record is from RefSeq and is a predicted model, not a curated record.